Molecule: messenger RNA, 654 nt
Organism: Pontoporia blainvillei (franciscana)
Lineage: Eukaryota; Metazoa; Chordata; Mammalia; Artiodactyla; Pontoporiidae
Source: the annotation of a GenBank genome assembly
AUGACUGGGAAGGAAGACAGCUACCGGGGCCCGGCCGUGCGCGCCCUCUGCCAGAUCACUGACAGCACCAUGCUGCAGGCUAUCGAGCGCUACAUGAAGCAGGCCAUCGUGGACAAGGUGCCCAGCGUCUCCAGCUCUGCUCUGGUGUCUUCCCUGCACCUGCUCAAGUGCAGCUUCGACGUGGUCAAGCGCUGGGUGAAUGAGGCCCAGGAGGCUGCAUCCAGUGAUAACAUCAUGGUCCAGUACCACGCGCUGGGGCUCCUGUACCACGUGCGGAAGAACGACCGCCUGGCUGUCAGCAAGAUGAUCAGCAAGUUCACGCGGCACGGCCUCAAGUCCCCCUUCGCCUACUGCAUGAUGGUCCGCGUGGCCAGCCGGCAGCUGGAGGAGGAAGACGGCAGCCGCGACAGCCCGCUGUUCGGGUUCAUCGAGAGCUGCUUGCGCAACAAGCACGAGAUGGUAGUGUACGAAGCCGCCUCAGCCAUCGUCAACCUGCCGGGCUGCAGUGCCAAGGAGCUGGCCCCGGCCGUGUCAGGUGACCAGGCGCUCCCCCCUCAAGCCCCGCGCGGCUGUGCCUGCCAGGAGCUAGGCCCUGGGCCAGGGGGCACGGGAAAGAAAGGAAAUGCCCUCAGGCAGGCCGCAGGCUACGGUUAA